Molecule: messenger RNA, 1237 nt
Organism: Galdieria sulphuraria
Lineage: Eukaryota; Rhodophyta; Bangiophyceae; Galdieriales; Galdieriaceae
Exons: 2
Coding region: 7-1119 (370 amino acids)
Biological process (GO): peptidyl-lysine monomethylation
Molecular function (GO): protein-lysine N-methyltransferase activity
Source: RefSeq, a predicted model, not a curated record
UUGGUAAUGUCGUUUACUUGGAAUCAAUUUGAACGUUGGUUAGAAGCCCAUCAAGUAAGUCAAUGGAAACAACUAUUGUCGUUGGAGCGUUAUGAUAAUAACUACAGAACAUUCCUUGCUAAAAAGCCAAUCACAAAGGGAAGCAUUUUGCUUGAAAUACCAGACCCACUAUUGAUAACUGGUAACAAAGUAUGCAAGUGGUUGGAAAGGAACAACUGGAUAGGUCAUCAACAAAUAUCAAGUGUUCAAGGAGUUUUAUUGGUUUCCAUAUUUCUUUUUUUUGAAUCCAGGCAAAGUGACUCUUUUUGGAAGCCCUAUCUACAAGUGCUACCCACUUCGUAUGAUUUGCUCUUCUUGUAUCGAGACGGCCUUUUAUUAUCGUAUGUUACUGAAGCAGAUAUCAUGCAAAUGGUGGAGUCCGUUCGUCGUAUAUUACGUGACACUUUUCAAACAUAUGUUAUUCCUCAUUUCUCUAGUGUUGAUGAUAGAGAUAAGUGGAAUGUCUUAUUCAAAGAGUUUGUGCGAUGGUAUUGUGCUGUAGUGAGCCGCAUAUGUUAUUUACCCGAUGACAUUGCAGGAGCCCUGGUGCCUUUAGGAGAUAUAUUCAAUCACGAAGCAGUGGAUACUCCUGUGGACAUUCUUUAUGCUAAAUGGGAACGAGGUUAUUAUGUAUUUCGUGCACAUCGAAAUUUUUCCAUCGGAACACAAGUAUUCGUAUCUUAUGGUGCACUUUCUAAUACGGAACUUAUGAUGUAUUAUGGAUUCACAUUGAAUGAUAAUCCUUGGGAUACUUUGUCUUUUUAUCCACAUGAACUGGAUGAAUCUAUCAAGUUUUAUGAACGGGUAGUUUUAGAUAGAGAAGGAUUUUCACCCAAUCUUCUCAUCGCCUUUUGUAACCAUUGUGAGGAACGAGAUGUGGAUAAACUUGUGAAUGAAACCAAUUGUGCAAGACUUUAUGAUAUCUGUGUGCUUUUGGAGACUCGUGAAACAAAUAUUCUGAUGAAACUGGAGAAAGUUGGAAGCAACCAUAGAAGAAUUGAAUGGUUAAGGUCAUGGAUUCAAGGUCGCAUUGAACUGAUAAGAAUGGUGAAGGAUAUGUAUAGAAAAAUGGAUGAAUGAUCAACUUGUACUCCAAGUUAACUUGUUGACGUUGUCGAAGAGAAAUGAGUGCGACAAUGAGCGUCGAAAUAGGAGUUGGAAUCGUUGCAUUUCUACACAUAAAAUUCUUUUUGCCUAA